Messenger RNA from Arabis nemorensis, 843 nucleotides. NCBI's taxonomy places the organism in Eukaryota, Viridiplantae, Streptophyta, Magnoliopsida, Brassicales, Brassicaceae. The record is from the annotation of a GenBank genome assembly.
AUGGGGAAUCAAGUUGAUAACAAGUUCACUUGGGUGAUAAAUAAUUUUUACUCUUUCCAAUCUGAAAAAAUCUAUUCUGAUCCAUUUGUGAUCGGUGGCUGCAGAUGGCGUCUUGUGGCCUUUCCCAAAGGAUUUUAUAAGGAUAAUAACUUGUCUCUGUAUCUCGAAGUAACUGAUUUUGAAUCUUUGCCUUCGGGAUGGAGAAGGAACGUAGAAUUCUCGAUAACUAUAGUAAAUCAAUUUAUGGAGUCGUACUCACGAGUGAAAGGAAAACAAGUGUGGUUUCACGAGAAGGAACCAGACUUGGGUUUUACAUUCACGUUUCCCCUUGGCAGACUUCAUGCCAAAAAAGCUGGGUUUUUAAUGAACGAUCAAAUCAAGAUUGUUGCGGAGGUAGAUGUUCUUGAUGUUAUUGGCAAAUUAGAUGUACCAGAAGAGGCUGAGGAGGCAAUCCAACCUCUGGAAAAUUUAAAGUUGAAUGAUGAUAAUAUUGCGGUGUCUAGUGAUUUGCUUAAGGAAACUCCAACAAGUUGGGUGGAUGUCAAUGGGUUUCAAGUUCUUUCUUCACAGGUGGAUUUUGCGAGGCGUGUCUUUGAAAAACACCCAGAGAUUGCAUUAGAAAUCCGUACAAAGAACAAAGAUCUGAGAACGUCAUACAUGAAUCUCCUCCUCAGCGUAAUCAAGAUGCUUGUCAAAUGGCCUCAGUACCCCUCCACGGAUGAUUUGUAUGAUGCAGAAGCUGCUUUGGCAUACAUGAAAAUUGUAGGGUUUAAGUUCGAUUGGUUGGAGAAGAAACUUGAUCAAGUAAAAGAAAAGAAGAAAAAAUGUGCCCGGGGCGCGUGA